Molecule: messenger RNA, 828 nt
Organism: Aspergillus tanneri
Lineage: Eukaryota; Fungi; Ascomycota; Eurotiomycetes; Eurotiales; Aspergillaceae
Exons: 1
Coding region: 1-828 (275 amino acids)
Molecular function (GO): oxidoreductase activity, acting on paired donors, with incorporation or reduction of molecular oxygen; monooxygenase activity; iron ion binding
Source: RefSeq, a predicted model, not a curated record
AUGAGAUGGCGCGAGAAAGCACAUCAACUCCAUGAGAAAACCAAAGCUGUGUACACUGAAUGCUCCAGUAUUGCACUUGAGGUAGAUUGCUGGAAUUGGAGCAAGGAAGCCCGCCAGAGGAGUGAAGCCAAGGAGCUUCCCUGGGAGGUUACCUGUUACGCAAUCGGCGAACUGUACGUGGCCGGCAUUCAUACCACCAAGAUGAUCUUGGAAAUGUUUGUUAUGGUAUGCAUACUUCAUCCAGAAGUUGUGCGGAAGGGUCAGGAAGAGCUUGACUCCGUCGUUGGUGCAGAAAGGCUACCAUCAUUUACAGGCCUGGAGAGCCUUCCGUAUAUUCGAGCAUUGGUCUCCGAGCUUCUCAGAUGGCGGCCAAUCUCGCCAAUUGGGGUUCCUCAUGCUGUCAUCAAAGAUGACGAGUACCUGGGCUACUUUAUCCCAGCUGGCUCUACAAUCAUUGCUAAUCAGUUGGGAAUGAAUCAUGACGAAACGAUCUUUGAUGACCCCAGUAGAUUUAAUCAAGUUAGAUAUCUCCAAAACCCUAGCCUCCCUGUUUCCGCGUUUGGCUUUGGACGACGACUAUGUCCGGGACAUUACUUAGCACACGGAAGCUUACAUAUUGUCAUUUCACGUUUGGUUUGGGCGUAUGAUAUGUUCUCCGACGAAAACCAACCCGGUGAGCCAGCUAAUCCAACAUUCUUCAAUGCAAGAUUCAGCGUUCGAAGUGUUGACCGGCAGCAGAUAAUUGAAAAAGAAAAGUCUGUUGCUGAUAAAGAUGAAAAAGCGAUAAUGGAGAAGAUUAGAGAUAAGAUUAGGAGCGUUGACAUGUAG